Dictyostelium purpureum is the source of this 1566-nucleotide messenger RNA. RefSeq lists its product as uncharacterized. The record is from RefSeq and is a predicted model, not a curated record. Lineage: Eukaryota; Evosea; Eumycetozoa; Dictyosteliales; Dictyosteliaceae. The coding region runs from base 1 to 1566 and encodes 521 amino acids. Gene Ontology annotation, biological process: transcription-coupled nucleotide-excision repair; proteasome-mediated ubiquitin-dependent protein catabolic process; protein polyubiquitination. Gene Ontology annotation, cellular component: nucleotide-excision repair complex; Cul4A-RING E3 ubiquitin ligase complex. The transcript is spliced from 2 exons. Gene Ontology annotation, molecular function: protein binding.
AUGAUUAAUUUUUUAUUUGAAAGAGAAAUAGGUAGAUCAAAUGAAAGAAAAGAAAGAUGGGAUCAAAUAAAUAGAAAUUUUCAUCAUUUAGAUCUAUCAGUUUAUAGACAAAUACAAACUUAUAAUAAAGGUCCCAUCAACCAAAUGGAUAUUGAUGUAGCCGAAAAUCGAUAUUUAUUAUCAGUAUCGGGUGAUGGUGUUAUUCAAAUUUAUGACCUUUAUGAAAAUUUAUUAAAUAAUAAAAUCAACGAAAAUAGAAAUGAAGAAGUGUUUACAAAUAAGAUCGAAUUUCAACCAAUACUUAAUAUAAAUAGAAAGAAUAGUCAAAUUCAAAACAAUGUGAACCAAUAUAGUAAUACACUACUAAAAGGUAUUUCCACAUGUCAAUGGUAUCCAAUGGAUACUGGUAUGUUUUUUACAGGUGGUUUAGAUGGCUGUGUGGAUAUAUGGGAUACAAACGAAGCCAUGAUAUCGCAAACUUUUAAUUUAGAGUAUCAUAUUAACUCUAUAUCCUAUUCAAUAAUCAACAGCUCAAGCCUAACAAUAGCUGCAGCCACUGCCGACCAAAAAGUUAGAAUUUGUGACAUACGUACCAAUAGCUCGGUUCAUUGCUUAACAGGCCACCGUGAAAGUGUUAUUGCUGUUAAAUGGUCGCCCUAUAGUCCCUAUUUGAUAGCUACUGGUUCAAAAGAUAAAACUAUAAGAUUAUGGGAUGUACGUAGAAGCGAUACAUUUUUAUUAGCCUUUGAUCAAUAUAAUGGUGGUAGUGAUAGUAUUGCGAGUAGCAGCAACGACAGCAGCACAUUUAGUGACAUGAACGAAAAUAGUGAUAGAAACAAUUUAAAACAAACCAAACGAUACCGACAAAAACUACAUAAACCAAAUACAAUCCAAAGUGGUAAAAAUUCAGUUUUAGAGAAAAAGAAAGAUCAAAUUCAACAAUACUCACACAAUCAAGGUGUAAGAAGAGAGGUUCCAUUUGCACAUAAUGGAACUAUUACCUCACUAGCAUGGACUCCUGAUGGCGAACAUAUAGUUAGUACUGGUAAUGACAGUAAAAUACAUUUAUGGGAUGUUCAAAAGGGUAAAAAAGUAUUAGUAGACUAUCCGCAUUCACAUAAUGUAAAUAAAAUACCAAAUCAAAUGUCGCUCUCUUCUGAUGGCAAAUAUAUUAUUCAUCCAAAUUCCAGAACCAUCCAUGUCUACGAAACUGCAACUGGCAAACUUGUUAGGCAAUUAAAAGGACACUUUGAAAGAGUGAAUUGUUGUGUAUAUUAUCAAUAUGAUGAAGCUAUUAUAAGUGGUUCAAAUGAUAGAUUAAUACUAUAUUGGGAUACCUCAAAUGAUGACCAAAAUGAAAACAUAGAAUUUAUAAAACAAUCAAAAAAAGACAAUUUAGAAAAACAAUCAUCAUUACUAUAUAAUCAUGAUGAUAGCGAUGAAGAAAAUAAUAAUAAUAGUAAUAGCAAUAUAAAUAACAAUAAUAAUAAUAUAAAUAAAAUAAUCUCAACACAGAACCCAACCUUACCAGAUGAGGACAACUGGAGUGAUGAAGAACAAAAUUAA